AUGGACAGGGAAACUCUGUGCCCUGCUAAAACGACGACGUGCUUUUUAAAAUUAGACUUAAUAAUUGAAAGCCCAUUGCGUAUGUUCAAUAUUGAAUUGGGCAUCACAGACAUUAAUGAUAAUGCUCCUCAUUUCCGACGGGACAAGAUUGAAUUGGAUGUUUCAGAGUCGGCAUCACCAGGAGAAAGAUUCUCUUUGCCAAAUGCGUUUGAUCCGGAUGUUGGUGCCAACACAGUCAAGACUUAUAAAUUAAGCGAAAAUGAACAUUUCACUGUUGAUAUUCAUUCUGGUAGUGAUGGAACAAAAUAUGUCGAUUUGGUGCUCAUGAAGGCUUUAGAUAGAGAGGACAAGGCCGUUCAUAACCUGAUCCUCACUGCCAUUGAUGGCGGAGUCCCUGCGCGCUCCGGCACAGCGAGUAUCAUCGUGCGCGUUCAAGACACAAAUGACAACGCCCCGCAGUUCGACCAGGCGCUUUAUUCUCUUAAUAUAAGCGAAAAUUCGCCAGCAGGCACUGUUGUUGUUAAAUUAAACGCUACUGAUGCUGAUGAAGGCCCAAACGCUGAUCUCACAUACUCAUUUACGCUUUACACUUCGGAGAAAACGCAGGAAAUGUUCUCUUUGGAUUCAAAUACUGGGGAAAUAGCAGUAAAGGGCACCAUUGAUUAUGAGGAUAUGAAAAUAUUUGAGAUGUUCGUCGAGGCUAAGGAUAAUGGGCCAGUUCCGCUGUCUGGUCAGUCCAGAGUCUCUGUGUAUGUUACUGACAUGAACGAUAAUUACCCGGAGAUCACUAUAAAAUCACUGAAGAAUACUGUUGAUGAAAACAUCCCAGUGGGUUCUGUUAUAGCUCUGGUUGGUGUCAGUGAUAGAGACACUGGAGAUAAUGGAAAGGUUAAUCUGACAAUGAACAGGGCCUUGCCGUUUCUUUUAAACCAAUCAUCUGAUCAUCUCUACGAGUUAUUAGUGUCAAAACCAUUAGAUCGUGAAGUUGUCCCAGAAUAUGAGAUCACGUUAGUUGUGACGGAUAAAGGGAAUCCUCCCUUGUCUGAUAAUGAAACUAUAACAGUGCAUCUACUGGACGUCAAUGAUAACGCGCCGCAGUUCCCGCAGACUUUCUACACCAUACCCGUUAAAGAAAACAACGCGCCUGGAGCUUUACUGGGCUCUAUAACUGCAAUAGAUCCAGAUUUAAACGAAAAUCAAUAUUUAGUGUAUUUCAUCAUAGAGAGGGAAAUAGCCAACACCUCCAUGUCCAUGCUGUUCUCCAUUAACCCGGAGAACGGCAAUCUUUACGCGCUAAAGACGUUUGAUUAUGAGAUAGAGAAGGAUUUUCUGUUCCACAUCGAGGCCAGAGACUCUGGUGUUCCUCCGCUCAGCAGUAACGUGACCGUUCACAUUAUUAUCAUGGACCAGAACGACAACACACCGCUUAUAGUGUCUCCGUGGCGCGCGCAGGGCUCGGAGGUGAAGGAAACCAUCCCGAGAUCCACCGAUAAAGGAACUCUGAUCGCCAAAGUCAUCGCCAUAGACUCUGAUUCAGUGCACAACUCUCGCAUCACCUACCAGUUUCUCCAGAACACCGACGCUACGUUAUUCAGCUUGGAUCAAUACAACGGAGAGAUCCGGACCAUGAGGAUGUUCAGCUACAGAGACUCGCGAGACCAGCGGCUGGUGGUGAUCGCCAAGGACAACGGAGAGCCCGCGCUCUCUGCUACAGUCACCAUCAAACUGUCCACGGUGGAGACCGCGCUUAAAACCUACACUGAGGUGCCUUUGGAGUAUGACAUCUUCUCGGAUUUAAACCUGUAUCUGGUGAUCGGACUGGGCUCUGUGUCAUUUCUUCUGCUCAUCACUAUAUUGGUGACCAUCGUGCUCAAGUGCCAGAAGGCGAAGCCCAGCAAAGCGGCUCCUCCGAGCAGGAACAGUGUGAUCAGCGAGAGGAACUCCACCAUCGCGGACUCCACUCUGGUCUCCAACGAUGCCUACUGGUACAGUUUAUUUCUAGCAGAGACGAGGAAAGGAAAGCUGGUGGUCAGACAGCCUGUGCCAAAGGGAGCGAGAUACAUCGUGUCCAGCAUCCCGAGGAGCACAGGACUGACCGAGACCAGCGACUCUGCUGCUUCUACUCUACAGACCUGGGAGGAGUUUUUGAUCUUUGUUAAAAAUGGAGAUAUUGAAGAAGCUUUUUAA
Molecule: messenger RNA, 2187 nt
Organism: Danio rerio (zebrafish)
Lineage: Eukaryota; Metazoa; Chordata; Actinopteri; Cypriniformes; Danionidae
Source: RefSeq, a predicted model, not a curated record